CGCCGCGUCUAUCACAACAGAGGGACGAGGACGGGAUGUUUUUCUAGCUUUCGAGUGUGAACACAGCAACACCACCGACGACCACGACGACGUUUUCUUUGUGUAUGCAGAAUCUGGAUUCGCUCACUUGAUUGAUUGCUUUACGACAACUGUGCGCUCCCAGGACCCAGGCCUUUUGCACAGCCAAAUGAUGCGUGACGCUUGAUUUGGGUUUCGUUCAAACUACAGUCAAUGUUGACAUUUGCGUACUGAGCACACCACCAUGUCUUCAACCUCGCCGCAGAAGCGCGGGAAUCCCUUCUCGAGGACCGGGUCCUGUUCUCCUGCUCCAGGCAAUUCCAAUGGCAGGCCAAAGUCCAUGGUCUCGAAUUCGCCUUUAUCUAGCUCGCAAAGCUCUGGGCAUAAUCGGUCAUACUCUUCCCUCGCAGGAGUCGCAUCACCUAGCUACACACCCGUAACACGGCAUCGCUCCAACUCCAAAACUGCUGGUCCUUCGUCGAACACUUUUGCGCCAUCAUUUAUCAAAUCCGAAGAAAGCCAGAAGGGGGCGGAGGCCGUGAAGGGAAUUGAGGGAGAGAAUGACUUCUCCGGCAAGAGAUAUGUCUGGCUGAAGGACCCAGAUACUGCUUUUGUGAAGGGUUGGGUAGUAGAGGAGUUAGAGGGCAACCAGAUCUUGGUGCAAUGUGAUGAUGGGAGUCAAAGAGAAGUCCAUGCAGAUAGCGUCGACAAGGUCAAUCCGGCCAAAUUUGACAAGGCGGACGACAUGGCUGAACUCACGCACCUCAAUGAAGCCUCCGUGGUUCACAACCUUCAUAUGAGAUACCAGGCGGACUUGAUAUACACAUACUCAGGCCUGUUUCUGGUUGCGAUCAAUCCCUACUGUCCGUUGACGAUUUACACGAACGAGUAUAUCAACAUGUACAAAGGUCAAGGGCGAGAGGAGACGAAACCACACAUAUAUGCAAUGGCUGACGAAGCUUUCCGGAAUCUGGUAGACGAGGGAGAGAACCAGAGUAUAUUGGUAACAGGAGAAUCUGGUGCGGGAAAGACAGAAAAUACGAAGAAGGUCAUCCAAUAUCUGGCUGCUGUUGCGCACUCUGACUCACCAGUCAAGAAUAAGGUGCAACAUUCAAAUCUCUCACAGCAAAUCCUACGAGCAAAUCCUAUCCUGGAAGCUUUUGGUAACGCUCAAACCGUGCGAAACAAUAACUCUUCUCGUUUUGGAAAAUUUAUCAGGAUCGAAUUUACCCGGACCGGAACCAUUGCUGGAGCGUUCAUUGACUGGUAUCUGCUUGAAAAGUCUCGUGUUGUACGACUCAAUGCGCAUGAGCGAAAUUACCAUGUUUUCUAUCAACUUCUCAAGGGCGCCGAUCGCAAUAUGAAGCAAGACUUUAUGCUGGAUGGCCUGGACGUGGAAGACUUUGCAUAUACUCGAGACGGCCAUGAUACCAUCGCUGGUGUCUCUGACGUGGAAGAGUGGAACCUGCUUAUUGAAGCGUUCGCCAUUAUGGGAUUUUCGGACAAGGAGCAGGUCUCAAUCCUGCGGACUAUUGCUGCUGUCCUUCAUUUAGGCAACAUCACUGUUGUGAAGGAGAGUAGAGCAGCCGACCAGGCUAGGCUUGCUUCCGAUGCCCGUUCUCAUGCCGACAAGAUGUGCAGAUUACUUGGAAUACCAGUCGAGCCGUUCCUACAGGCACUCCUGCAUCCUCGUGUCAAAGCUGGACGAGAAUGGGUAGAAAAGGUGCAGACACCGGAACAGGUCAGAUUCGCAAUCGACGCCCUUGCGAAAGGUAUCUAUGAACGGGGAUUUGGCGAUCUUGUCGGUCGUAUCAACAGACAGCUAGACCGCACGGGUAUGGGAUUGGAUGACUCCCGCUUCAUCGGAGUACUUGAUAUAGCUGGAUUCGAAAUUUUCGAGGAGAACAGCUUUGAGCAGUUGUGCAUCAACUAUACAAACGAGAAACUACAGCAAUUCUUCAAUCAUCACAUGUUCGUGCUCGAGCAAGAAGAAUAUGCUCGAGAGCAGAUCGAAUGGAAGUUUAUCGAUUUCGGACACGACCUUCAACCCACGAUCGAUCUCAUCGAGUUGCCCAACCCUAUCGGAAUCUUUUCUUGCUUGGACGAAGAUUGUGUAAUGCCCAAGGCGACAGACAGAUCAUUCACUGAGAAAUUACAUUCGCUUUGGGACAAGAAGACGACCAAAUACCGCCCUUCUCGGCUGGGACAUGGGUUCAUGCUCACCCACUACGCUGCCGAAGUUGAGUAUUCAACAGAAGGCUGGCUGGAAAAGAACAAAGAUCCACUGAACGACAACAUCACCAGGCUCCUUGCCGCAUCUACUGAUAAACAUGUCGCAACACUCUUCGUCGAUUGUGCUGAUACAGAUGGCGAUCCAGGGGCUACAAGAAGUCGCGUGAAGAAAGGCCUUUUCCGCACAGUCGCGCAACGACACAAGGAGCAGCUUUCCAGUCUCAUGGCACAGCUCCAUUCGACACAUCCCCACUUUGUUCGGUGUAUUAUUCCGAAUCACAAAAAGCGUCCCAAGCAACUGAAUGCUCCACUUGUUCUGGAUCAAUUGCGCUGCAAUGGUGUACUUGAAGGUAUCAGAAUUGCAAGGACUGGAUUUCCCAAUCGGCUCCCAUUCUCCGAGUUCAGACAUCGAUACGAAGUACUCUGCCGGAAUAUGCCUAAAGGAUACCUCGAUGGCCAAACGGUUGCUACCAUCAUGCUCGAAAAGCUCAACCUCGACAAGUCUUUGUUCCGGGUCGGUCUCACGAAAGUCUUCUUCAGAGCUGGUGUUCUUGCUGAGCUCGAAGAGCAGCGUGACGCUUUGAUCCGAGAGAUCAUUGCACGAUUCCAGUCUGUUGCUCGUGGUUUCACUCAGCGAAGAAUUGCCCACAAAAGACUCUACCGAGCAGAAGCGACUCGUAUCAUUCAGAAGAACUUCCAAGUUUAUCUCGACUUGGGUGAGAAUCCGUGGUGGAGACUCUUGGUGAAGAUGAAGCCUCUUCUGGGCGCUACUCGUACAUCAGGAGAAGUGAAGAAGCGAGACGAAAUGAUCAAAAAGCUUAGCGAGAAGAUGGAGCAAGAAGCUGCCUCCCGUCAAAGGUUAGAGGAUGAACGUCGCAAAGCUCACAUUGAGUUGCAGGGCUUGCAACAAGUUCUUGAGGGCGAACGUGCAACAGCAUUGGAUAAGGAAGAGAUCUCAAGGAGACUACAUGAGCAGAAGGGUCAACUUGAAGACCAGCUCCUCGCCGCCGAGGAGGAGAUUGCCGAACUUGAACGCCAGCAAGAUGCACUACUGCAAACGAGACACAAGGCAGAACAGGACAGUGAGAUGUACCGAACACAACUGGAGCAAGCAGGGCAGAUGAUUGUUAAGUUAGAGGCAGAGAAAAGGGAACGGACCCAGGAAAGAGACGAUCUACAGGACCGGAUUGACGAGAUGGAGCGAAACCAAUCUCAAAAGACCGCCGAAGAAUCACGCCUCCAAAAGGACAACAAUAUGCUUCAGAGUCAACUCAAUUUGAAAGAUAGGAAACUUCAGGAUCUCGAAGGUCAACUUCUCAAAGUAGAUCAUGAAGCCGAUGUCAAGUUGGCUAAUGCAACUCGGGACCUUCAGGUGAUUCGCAGCAGGGAGCAAGAUUUGAACAGCGAAAAUCGAAAGCUGAACCAACAGCUCUCUGAAUUGGCUGCCGCAUCCACUGGAUACGAGGAUAUUGUUCGUCGAAAGGAGAGUGAGCUUGCAGUUCUGCGAUCCGAUAACCGGAAGUAUGAGUCGGAGCGAAAGACAUUCGAAGACGAGAAACGAUCCUUGAUCGCCGAGAAAGAAAACGUUGUGAAUCGACUCCGGGAAGUGCAAGCCGAAAUGUUUGCCAUGAAGUCGCAAAAGGCCCAUCUUGAAAAGGAGGCAGCGGAAACCAAGAGGCUCCUUGAUGCACGACUCACUGAAGAUGCUCAAGCAGGUGAAACUCGCAAGAGGUUGGAGCAGGACAUCGAGUACUACAAGGGCGAGCUAGAAAAGACACAAAAGGAACUCAGUAGGACAGCCCAAUCUCGAGAUGAUGUUCAAAUGCUCGCAGAACACAAAUACAAGGAGCUCAACGAUAAGUUUCUGGAAGUUAAUGAGGCGAAGAUCAUCAUCGAAAAGGAGUUAUAUGUACAGCAAGACACUCUAAGGCGGGCAAUGGAAGCCAGAGUCACAGCCGAAAAGGAGCGCAACGAGGCUCGAAACGAAAUCAGACGCCUUAGGGAAGCUAAAGCCGCAGCUGAAGAGGCUAGGCUUCAGGCCGAGUUGUCGAACGAUCGGAGCGCGUUGAGAGUGGCCCGUGAACGGGAGACCAGCUUGCGAAAAGACCUGGAUGAGGAACAGGGUCGUGCAAAAUACUUUGAGGAGCAAUGCACUUUCCUCACUGGCCGGGUCAAAGAGUUGGAGAAGACUAUUCUCGACUCCGGGAAAUUUGGACUUCAAGUCGACCAGGAGAAGGACCGUCUCCAACGAGAGCUUAAUGCAGCCAAAAGUCGUCUCGUGGCAUCAGAGCGUGACAACAAGGCGCUCCUCACCAAGAUUCAACAGAAGGGGCUUGAAAUCUCUAGAUCUAACUCGGUGGUCAAUCAGCGAAGCCAACAGGAAAUCAUUGCAUCCCAAAGAGAGAAGGCUAAGGUUGAGGAGCAAAACCGCAAAAUCACCAAGCAAUUGGAGACUGCCCAGAACGAAAUCGCUUCCCUUCGGAAGAAAAACGAGAAACUUCAAUUGGACUUGGAAGACCGUGCUCACGAGGUUGCUCGGGAACACAAGAGCACCCGCAAUGCCGAGAAAUCUUCAUCAACUACCACCAGCCAGCUGGCUGAAGCAGUGCGGAACCUGGAAGCCGAGCGGCAGCAGCACACGCGAUCACGAGACUCGAAUCGCCAACUCCAAACCAUUGUGGAGACCCGUGAACAAGAGUUACUACAACUGCUACGGAAAGUCGAUCCUGAAUGUAAUCAUCCUAUGCCUCUGCUCGAUGGUGCCAGUGACAGAAGUGCAACAAAGACUCCAAAUCUUGUACCCACUCUUGUUCAAAAGGUGGAGGAAUUGUACCAGAAUCUUCGGGUCCAAACCGCUGGCCGAACCAACGCAGAAUCUCAAUUGGCAGAGCUGCGGAAGAGAUUCGAGGAUGAGUUUGGAGAAUCGCCUGAGAGACAUUCUCCAAGUCGCCCCAGACUGGAAGAGAUCAAUCCAAACCAGGCCUCAUUCAACCACUCGCCAAGUCAUCUUCGAAACAAGCUCAACGGACGCCCUCGUUCCAACGUGACCACGCCCACCCGCAGAUUCCCAAGCAACGGGACCGAUGCUCAGGACUCGGGACGCUCUGAUCGAACCGCUGACAUCUUAAGCUUCAAUAAUCGGAUGGAUCUCAAGGCCGAUUUUGAAGAAUUGCAAAACCAACUCCAGAUGACACAGAUGCAGAACCGUCAUCUCCAGAGUCAACUCGAGCGGACAACACCUGCCAGAGAAUUAUGGCCCGAUGAUAGCCCCUCCCUCCGUCGCGUACAGAAACUGGAACAAGUAAACAGCAGACUACAUGACAUGCUGGAUGAUUCUGCUAAGAAGGUUUCUGCCUUGGAGAAGAGUAUCCAGACUGGCGAGUUGUCACUGAGAGACGUCCAGACCAAAUCGCACGAGGAGCUCUUCGAUCUCAUCAACAAUCAGGAAGAUUCUCGCCGCUCGUUACUGCACAUUCACAAUGAUACUGUUGCUGAUCUUAACGACACCAAGAAGCAUUAUGAAGAGCUAAAGCGGACGCGGGCUACCCUGGAAGUUGAGCUCAGAGAUGCCAAGUCAGACCUUGACGAUGUCACACAGCAAAGAGAGCAAGAUGCUGCCAAUAGAAGUCAAUUACUUCAGGAAUUCGCGGAUCUCCAGAUUCGCCUUGACGCGGAAUCUUCCAAGCUACUGGACGUAACAUCCAGUCUGUCCUUGUACAAGAGUCGCGCCGAUGAGUACUUCAGCAAGUUGGAACAGGCCGAGAUUGCAGUCAUGAAAGCAAAUAGAGCUGAACAGUUCGCCAAGUCCCAAGCGAGAGAAGCCGAGGAGACUUGCGCCGAGAUCAUGUCUGAACGCAAGCAGACGGACGCGACGAUCGAGGAUCUGCAACGACAGAAUCAGAGCUAUGAAGAACGCCUUGAGGAUAUCUCCGUUGAUCUGGAAGCCGCUCUUCAAGCGAGAAAGCGACUCCAGCAUGAGCUUGAAGACUACCGAAGUCAGCGAGCAAUGGACAUCGAAGACAAAGAGACGAGUAUGGAGCAAACUCGUAAGAAAUACCAGGCCGAAUUUGCCACACUCACCAAUGAGUUGGACAUUGCUCGGGAGGAGAAGCUCUUCAGACAGUCCGAAAAUACUCGACUUCGAGAAGAGUUGGAGGACCUUCGGUCAAAGUGGGAUGAUGAAGUGCUCAACAGCUCCACUUGGUCCAAGGAGAAGGCUCGCCUUGAGUCGACACUCUCAGAUCUUUCAGCUUCUCGCGAUGAAGCUAUCAAGGCUCAUACCGAUGCUCAGGAUAAGAUUGUCAACAUGAUGUCUCAGCUUCGCAGCUUGAGAACCACCAUGGACGACGUAAGUGCCGAACGCGAUAUGCUUCAGCGAGAGAAGAGAGGUCUCGAAGCGCGAUUGUUGGAAGCUAAGACCGGUCUCGACGAUCUCGCUCGUGGAGACAGUCCUUCGUUGCGCAAUGCCGCCAGUCUCGAUCGUGAGCUCCUCGAAUUGAAGUCCAGCCUUGCACAGCAGGAAGACAUCGUUGCUGCCGCUGUAGGCAAGAUGCGACGUGCCGAGGCUCUUACUGCUGAGAUGCAGAAGGAUAUCGUUGCUGAGCGAGAGACCACUGCGCAACUCCAUACUGAGAAGGCUGCGCUUGAGAAGUCGCUCAAGGAGCUUCAAGUCCGACUCAUCGAUCUCGAAACAAAGGGCUACUCCAGUGCCAGCCAGGAUGUGAGGUUCCUACACGGUCGGGUUCAAGAGCUGGAAUCCCAACUCGAAGCCCAAGAAACCGAACGGAACAAAUCCCAACGUUCUGUCCGCAAUGUCGAUCGUACCGUCAAAGACCUCCAACUCCAAAUCGAGCGCAAGGAAAAGGCAAACGCCUCUCUCCACGAAGACAUCUCCCGCUCCCGCGACAAAGUCGAGAAACUCCUCAAAACCAUCGACGAACUCCAAAGCAGCGAAAGUGAAGGACAACUCGCUGCCCGCAGAGCAGAGCGCGCUCUCAAUGAGGAGCGCGAGAAAGCGCUGAGACUUGAGCGCGAACUGGAGGGGUGGAAGGGUCUGAAGGGCUCUGGGACGGUGAGGAGGGGGAGUGGUGCUGUUUGGAAUAUGAAUGGGACGUCGGCGGAUGAGAAUGGUAUUGAUGUGCCGAAGCGGAAGAGUAGCGUUUCGAGGCAGGUGAGCUUGAGUAAAGGCUUUCUGUGAGGCGAGGGAGGUGGAUGUGGAGAAAGAGAAAGAGGAACAGAGAGUUGAACAAUAAUGUUAAUAGCGAACUGAGCUGGUACACGUGUAUAUAGUGGAUAACAUAGAUGUUUUUGUGCGUUUGGCGUUGGAGUAUUUGCUGGGAAUGAGCAUGGUUGGGAUUGGGGCUGAUCAUGGAUAGUGGGUUGUGGGAUGGGAAGGAGAGGGGAUGGUAUAGUUUGUAUUCAUUGUGAGAAGUGUAUUUUACUGCAUUAUUGUAUGCUGUUUCAAUUGCGAUUAUUUUCCGUCUCUGCAAAUGUUGUAUCUGCGCAUUUUCAGGACCGCCAUGAACAUAUCCAAACUAGUGCGAGCUCGCGCUAGUGUGUGUAAAAAGGCUCAUGAUACUGUACUUGGGUUCUCACAUAACAUUCAGCGGAACUUUGAUAUAUCGACUGG
Molecule: messenger RNA, 7879 nt
Organism: Cadophora gregata
Lineage: Eukaryota; Fungi; Ascomycota; Leotiomycetes; Helotiales; Ploettnerulaceae
Exons: 3
Coding region: 263-7447 (2394 amino acids)
Cellular component (GO): myosin complex
Molecular function (GO): actin filament binding; ATP binding; cytoskeletal motor activity
Source: RefSeq, a predicted model, not a curated record